CUUGUGGUAGGUGGUGUAAAAACGAGCUGCCGUUCAGUAAACUUUACCUAUCUUUGGUCAUGUAAUUACCGAGGCGAUGAUCGGCGUUCCUAUACAGGAGCUGCUUCUUUUUACGUUUCCAGUCAUCUUGUCUCUGAUUACCCAAGGCGUUUGCUUGGAAGAGUGGGUGGCAGGCGUCCACACGGCAGGCUUUGGGUCGUCACCUAAGCACGACAUCAAGAGGGUGCUCGCCGUCGACGACCUGCGAGACUGCCACUGUCCCCCCAGCACGCUGGUAUGCGCAGGCCCUGGCGGAGGAUGUCUUUGUAUUCACCGACACCAGCGCUGCGACGGUCACUGGGACUGUACCUACGGGGAGGACGAACAGCGAUGCGCUAAAGCUCCUUGUUCCGACGGCUUCGCGUGUCAGGACGGACAAUGUCUGCUCCACGAGCAGGUGUGCGAUGGAGUGGAGCAGUGCAGUGAUGGCGCUGAUGAGAGGUUGUGUGAGCGCCGCGAGCCCAACCAGCACUGCACGCAGCCUGGGCAGUUCAACUGCUCGGACGGCACCUACUGCAUCACGUCCAAGUGGCUCUGCGAUGGAGACGCCGACUGCAAGGAUAAUUCCGAUGAAGAAAACUGCAAUGAAUGCGACCACAACCUUUUCUUCACUUGUCGUGACGGAACGUGCAUCGAGUGGUCCUGGGUGUGCGACUCUACGAAGCACUGUCCCGACGGCUCCGACGAGAACACUUGCCACAGCGUAAGCACCCCGGUGUGCGGGACCGGGGAGCGGCCGUGUGGGCUCUCAGGGCCGUGUUUGAAAGAACGUUUCUGGUGCGACGGAAGGAAUGACUGCGGCGACUGGCUGGACGAGGCACUUUGUGACAACGCCUCCUACUGCGCCGCCGACCACUUCAGAUGCGGCAACAAAGAAUGUAUUCAGAACGCGUGGGUUUGCGACGGCAGCGCCGACUGCCUGGGAGCGGAGGAUGAGACGAACUGCACCCUCCCUGACCACUACCCUCCUCAUCAGGUAGACGACUGCCCUGACGACCACCUCAUGUGUCUGACGAAGUGUGUACCGCCCGAGCACCUCUGUGACCGCAAGGCAGACUGCCUGCUGGGGGAGGACGAGUUCGGGUGUUCCUCUUUCACUUGUCCCCCCAGCAGCUUCAGGUGCAACUCCACGGGCGCCUGCAUUGAGCUCGGGCAGGUCUGCGACGGUCGACAAGAUUGUCUCCGGGGCGAAGACGAGCGCGACUGUGAGCCCACGUCCUGCUCGUCUCUGCCGUGCUCCGAGAGCUGCGGCGUCAACCGCGAGGGGGCGGCGCGCUGUCUUUGCAGGCCAGGCUUCUCCCUCGCCCGCGACAACCGCACUUGCAUGGACGUGGACGAGUGCGCUGAGUUUGAGCCGUGUUCCCAGACGUGCGUGAACACUCCGUCGUCUUACAAGUGUUCCUGCGCUAUAGGCUACAGGCUGCGCCCUGACAAGUCCACCUGCAAGGCUGAAGGCGCCCACGCACAGAUCAUAUUUGCUACUAACCAAGAUAUUCGACAGCUCUCCCUGGACGGACAGGAGUACAUGCCUCUGGCGGAGGAGCUCCACAACGCCAUCGCACUGGACUUCCACUUCAGGCGUGACCAGCUCUUCUGGAGCGAUGUCCUCCUCAGCGCCAUCAUGGUCGCCCACCUCAACGGCACCAACAGCAAAGCUAUCGUCCGGUGGGGUCUGAGCAAACCCACUGGUCUGGCUGUGGACUGGCUUAACGACCACAUCUACUGGCUCGAUUCGAGUACAUUGAGACUUGAAGUCUCUGAGCUGGACGGUGCCAACCGCACGCCGCUGCUGUGGUCGGGGAUGGACAACCCGCGAGCCCUGGUCGCCUACCCUGCCAAAGCUAUGCUCUUCUGGACCGACUGGGGCAACAAAGCCAGGAUCGAACGCAUCUACAUGGAUGGGUCUGGUCGCAAGGCUGUGAUUUAUGAGAACAUUUUCUGGCCCAACGGCAUCACCAUCGACUACCCUACCAACACCAUCUACUGGGUCGACGCCAAGAAGUCUACGGUCGAGUGCGCCGAUCUUGACGGACUAGAGCGGAAGACUAUCAACGUGUACCCCGUGGCUCACCCGUUCGGAGUGACGCAGUUCGAGGACAACCUCUACUGGACGGACUGGCAGAGCAGCAGCAUCCAGAGCAUGAACAAGAAGACUGGCAUGAACCUGCAGAUGCUGCGCACCCACAUUCCUUUCCCCAUGGACAUCAAAGUAGUGCACCUGGCGCGACAGCCCAUCCCGGUGCACAGCGAGCGCCGCGGUUGUUCCAUCAACAACGGCCGCUGCACGCACCUCUGCUUACCAGGCCCUGCCAGCUACUCCUGUCACUGCCCGCAUGGUCUGCUGUUGCAGCCUGACGGUCGAAACUGCAGCUCGUUCCCGAACCAGCUUCUGCUCUUCACGCAAUCCAACAACAUCAGAAUGAUCUCCCUGAGCAACGAUACGAUCGCAAAAGCACCUCUUAGCACUUCUCCCCUUCACUCUGAGCCGUUCAUCACCCCUCCGAAGGGCGGUGCAAGUACUGUAGAGAGAGAUAAUCAGGACAGACAUUCUGACCCUAACCUCAUGAACAAUGUGGUGCCGGUGGACAGCGUCAGGAAUGCGCUGGCCAUAGACUUUGAUGACCGCCAUGACAUGCUUUAUUGGACGGACGUGGGCGCUAAGACCAUCAGCCGAGCGCAUCUGAACGGCUCAUCGCAGGAGCUUAUAGUGCAGCACAAUUUAGAGUUCCCCGGAGGCAUAGCGGUGGACUGGCUCAACGACAAAGUCUACUGGACAGACGACGGAGCGAACCGCAUCGAAGUGGCCAACUUGGACGGGUCUCAGCGCUCCCUGCUGGUCUGGCAGAACCUGGACCGCGUCAGGGCCAUCGUCGUCUGCCCUCAAGAGGGUUUGAUGUUCUGGACGGAGUGGGGGGAGGAGCCGCGGAUCGAACGCGCCCACAUGGACGGAAGCAACCGCACCAUCAUCGUCUCCUCGGACGUUCGGUGGCUCAACGAUCUCGCCAUCGACCACGACUCCCGGCAGCUGUAUUGGCUCGACGCCUGGUCCAGGAAAAUUGAAGUCUCUGACUUCAAUGGCAAAGGACGGACCACUGUUGUUGAUCACCUGACUCACCCAUUCGGACUAGCGGUGUUCGACGCCUGGCUGCUGUGGACGGACUGGGGCACGUCCAGAAUUACUGCCGUCCUCAAGUCCAACACUGACGGACGGCACGUUCUUGUUGAUUCGCCGCCGGGGAACGGGCGACGCAAGGCUCCCGCAUCGUCAUCGUUCAGUGAGAGGAUGCAGGACAUGUCACGUCUGAUGGAGGUGCGAGUGUUCCACCGCAAUCGCCCAAAGCUUCCACACCACGCCUGCAUCGGCGCUCCAUGCACCCACAUCUGCCUCCUCAGACCUAACGGCUUUACUUGUGCCUGCCCUACUGGCAUCAUACUGCAGGCCGAUGGAAUUACUUGCGCUGACCGUCCCGAGAAGGAGAUCUUGUUGGCGCAGCUAAACAUGAUACGGAGCAUCUCCCUGGACACCCCCUACGUGGUGGACGUGGUACUACCUCUCCCUCACCUCCACAACGUCGUCGCAAUUGCCGUCGAUGGUCAAACUGGCGACCUGUUCGUAUCUGACACGGGCGCGGGUGUGAUCUACCGCUGCUCGGGCCACCGCUGCCAGAGGAUCAUCACCUCUGCGCUGGGGCGUGUCGAAGGCAUCACCGUUGACACCACCACCAGAAAAUUGUACUGGACUGACGAGAGCAGACAUUCGUUGGAGGUGAGUGAGCUGAAUGGCACCCGUCGCCGGGUGCUCUUCACUGAUCUGGGCAACCCUCGAGGCAUCGUCACCCACUUCCCCACCGGAGCCCUCUUCUGGAGUGACUGGAACGAGCAAAAUCCCCGCAUCGAAAAAUCUUACAUGGAUGGCCAGAACAGAACUGUCUUGGUUGACACGGACGUCGCCUGGCCAAACUGUCUGACCAUCGACUGGGAGCGAAACGAGCUUUUCUGGACAGACGCAAAAACUAACAAAAUAGAAGCAUUGGCCUUAGAUGGAUCGAAGCGGAGAACUGUUCUCAAAUACUCAGUGCCGCACCCGUACGGCAUCGCGGUGCUGGACGAGUGGCUGUACUGGACGGACUGGAGCGACAAGAGCCUCCAGCGCGCGCUCAAGGCAUCCGGCGAGCGAAACUCGACCGUCAAGCGCAGCAUGAAAGCGCCCAUGGAUGUCGUCACGUGGCCGUUGCCCGGAACGUCGCUGCAGUCGUCAUGUUCCCGCAACAACGGACAUUGCUCCCAUCUCUGCCUGCGCACUCCGCAGGCACAUUCCUGUGCCUGUCCCACGGGACUUGUACUCAAGGACGGGCGAUCGUGUUCUGGAGAGCCGACGCACUACCUGGUGUUCGGUGGGAAGAAUUAUCUCGGGCGCAUCUCGAUGGACACGAAGCCUUUCUGGGAUGUGGGCCUCGAGGUGCCCGGCAUCAAGCAUCCCGUUGCGCUCGACGUGCACUACAAGACGCAGAAACUCUAUUACACCGACGCCGAUAAAGACGCCAUCUUUGUGGUGUCACUAAACAACCUGAGUUACCCUGAAGUCCUGCUGGACACCUACAUCAACUCCCCAGACGGGCUGGCGGUCGACUGGAUCGCCGAGAACUUGUAUUGGACCGACGCUGGACGCAAGUGCAUCGAAGUUGUUCGGCUCACGAGGCUCUCCAGAAAAGUCCUCAUCGACGAAGACCUCCAGGAACCGAGAGCAAUUGCCGUCUUUCCCAGUAAAGGGUUCUUAUUUUGGAGUGACUGGGGCGAGAACGCGUCGAGGAUCGAGCGGUCGUACCUGGACGGUUCACACAGAACCGUGAUCGUCAACACGAACAUCGGGUGGCCCAACGGCCUCGCGCUGGACUACAAGUCGGAGCGUCUCUUCUGGAUCGACGCGCAAGAGAAGCGCCUCGAGAGCUGCGACCUGGAGGGCGAGAGACGCCAAGUUCUUGUGACCGAUCUGCCCCAUCCUUUUGGACUUGCUUUAAUGAACUCGUUCGUGUACUGGACGGACUGGAACCGCAGUAGCAUUGAAAUGGCGGAUAAAAUAUUCGGCAAGCCUCAGGCGGUCAUCAGGACCGACAUCAGGGAGCCCAUGGAAAUAGUUUCGAUCCGUAGCGACCUGCAGGAAGGCAGCAACAGCUGCGGCCACGAGAACGGCGGCUGCACGGACCUCUGCCUGUACCGGCCCGAGGGCGGGCACGUGUGUGCCUGUGGGGACGAGCCGGACCCUCACUGCUCCACUGAGAAAGGAGGGGCGAAAAUCGCCGGAGUCUUGGACAAAGACAGCGAAUCUAAAGGUUCGCUGCCGUCUUGGCUGCUGCUGGUGUUGACAGUAACGCUCGCCUUGAUCCUGCUGCUGGCCACCGUCGCUUGUUGCAUUAGGAGUCGUCAGCAGAAGAUGGAACUUAGCAUCGCUCCUCCUCCUAUAGACGGCGGAUCUCUGACUUACACCAACCCAAGCUACACAGCGUCGCACUCCGACAUGUCGUGCGAGCGACGGCCUUUCACCUGGCGCCGGCUGCACCAUCCGGACAACCCGCAGGGUCGCUUGUUCGACGAGAAGGCCGAGGUGGCAGCUUUGAUCAGCGAAGGCAGCAGCGUGGAGCAUGAGAGUCCUCCUCCAACUCCCCCCAAGCACUCAGCCUCCUAGCAUCAAGCCCCAGGGGGUGUGGUCGUUACUCCACCUCCCCACUACACUUUUUCCGAGAGUGAUGCACUCGAUAAGGUUUCUCACUUCGAUCCACUGGAAGGAGACGCUCAGUGGAGGGGUUCACGCUCGUCGCUGGUCAUGCUCAACUUGCCCAUAGCUUCAUCACACUUCGCCCCGUCUAUCAAACCUCGAGAUCUUGCUAAACGACAUUAGGUUGACGUGAAGUAGCUUUCUCUUAGUAGUAAACUUCCAAGAUUUAUUUCAUUUUUUUGAGAAGAUGAGCAAUGUUGACCACAAGAACUUUACUGACGAGAAGUGCAUUUAACUGAAAACGACUCCAGUGAAAUGACUUUGGUAAAAGCGAAUUUCCUGUACUAUUCAUACUUUUUCUUCCAGUUAGACACACGUGUGCCAAAAUGUGUGCCACUUUUAUUUUAAGCUUUAAUUAAUUUAUCUAUAAAUUUCACUGCACGUGUCACGAUGCACAUGCACUUGAUUUAUCUCAAAAACACUUGUGAGAAAAUCAGUCAAAAAUUUUUAACGAAAAAUUUGCAGCUUGGACGGAGCCCUGAAACUUCUACUGAGGGAGGACUUCAGUCGUGCUGCUUCUGCUGCACAGGCUCUCGGCCUCAGCCUGCAAGUGUUUGAAAAUAUCAAAAUCAUUGGAUAUUUUCUCAGAAUGAUUUAAAAAUACUUUAGGUGUCAAAGUUUGGUCACCUCUACUAGGGUUCCUGUAAUUUAUUUACAACUCAGUGACGGCAUGAACAUUGUACUUGCUAUUAAUUAACUGAGAAGGUAGCUAAUGCCAUCACCAAAAUAACUUAUUACGGACAUUAUGUUCAUGCUAUUUCCUCUCAAAAAAAAGCCUUUAUUACAAAAAUAGCUUUUAUUAUUACAGAUAAAGUUACCACUUGUGGUGUUUUCUUGUUUCCAGUUGGAUAUAAGGUGUCAUAAAUCACUGAUUUUAUAGGCUUUUAUCACGUGACUGUUUUUUAUCGAGGAUCGUUGACAACAGUUUGGUCAUCAUCGUAUAGUCGCAGGAUAAUUCUAACUUUAUCCUUAACGUUGCUUGUUUUCCCCAACUACGCUGAUAAUCGUGAAUGCGGUGCAGAAAACGAUAUGAUCGUCUUAGUGACUAACGAUGAUGCUAUUAUUUGACCUAUGAUCGUGAAUGCUGUACAGAAAACGAUAUGAUCGUCUGAGUGACUAACGAUGAUGCUAUUAUUUGACCUAUGAUCGUAAAUGCUGUACAGAAAACGAUAUGGUCGUCUGAGUGACUAGCAAAGAUGCUAUUAUUGAGAGCAUCUUGACCUUGAUCGAUCCACCUCUCACGCUCCUUGUAAGUCAGAGUCUUGACUAUGAUAAGCUUAAGGUUAUAUUCAUAAGAGAUUAUAUUUGUACUUCGCAAGCAAUUUAAUUUCUUGUGAAGCAUUGUAUUUUUGUAGAAAAAUAAUUAUUAUACAUGAAGACAAUAUAUGUGCGGUGUUUUUAAGUAGGUUUAACUAAGAGUUUUUUUAUGAUUCAAGUAUUCACUGAAGUGAACUGUGCGAGUAUUAAUAAUUGUGAACCAUUUACUCUGAUUAUGAACUUGUUGACGCGAAGGUUCGACGAAGUGAAUAGCGUAAGUACCAAUAAAGUAUGACCCAUCACGUCUGACAAUGAUCGUGAGUCUUUUUACAUACGUGGUAGCGAAAUUUUAGAAUUCCAUGCAUUUUUAAAUCGUGUAUAUUUACUGCUUUGCUAACGCAUUAAUUCAAUACACAUAAACAAACUUGUACACAGGGAUAAUAUACAAAUUCUGGAAUUAAUCAAGUGAUUACACGAAAUUUUAUAUAUUUUAGCUGUUCAUGGAAAAAAUGUCUGGCUUAUGGUGUCGCAAAUUGUAGUGGUGCGCGCCUCUCAUGCUAAUUAAUUAAUUAAUUAAGACGAGGUCAACAAGUGCUCAACGUACCAGAAAAUUUUGUAAUCCCACUUUAUUGUUGUCAUAGAAAGAUCGUAGUGUGCAUUCGAGCUGUAGAUUUGUUACCUAGCAAUCUUCUGGUGUAUAGGCGCUCGCAUCUCCCGGGCUGGAGACUACAUCUGGUCUCGCGAGUUCUUGGUGAAUAUCUGGCUUCAUAUUUAUAAGUAAAAAAUUGGUUGGCUUGUAGAUUUGGUUGUUGAACAUCGAUUAGUUUUGAGUAUUUUGGACCUGUUCUCAAAGAUUUUCACGCGUUGAUCUUACGCUCGAAAAUUAUUAGAGUGAUUCUAUCGUGUGAAAUAACGAAGCCUACUAAGUUUACGUUCAAAAACCAUUCCGGUUUUUUAUUCUUAGUUUUGAAUUUAUUUUUGGAAAAAAGAAAAUUAUAUCAUAAUUAUUGUAUCCUUAAAAAUUGGAAGCAGCCAGCUUCGAUUUAUUUCCGUAAAUAUCCUCGGUAGAUUCAAAUAUCUUUCUUUUGAAUAUAAUGAAUGUAAUGAUCAGUUGUUUUAACGCUUGUUUAGCUGCGCUUAAGCUGCGAACGUCAUUUUUUGAGAAAUAAAGUUGACUUUAAUUAGGGUAAACUUAAUGCACAUUCAGUCAAAUGAGUCAUCUGAGAAAGAACUCGCAAGCUCGAAAAAUAUAUUAGGUAUAUUAGUUUCCAGGAGUCCUUCAAGAGCCGGUGCUUUUUUUCUAAAAAAAAAAAUUUUUUUGUGGGACAAGCAUUCACAGUAGAGUCCUGACUCGCGUAUUUCGAUGUGUUUUCAAGUUAAGAGAGGACUUGUGGCUCCGGUUCUGUGGCGAACUCUGCUUCACUCCGUUAAAUUAUUCUUAAUAAUCACCAUAAAGGAAUGAUCCAUCCGGCCUGGCCUAACGUUUGUGAUGACGGCAAUUGAUAAUAAAUUGAUUUCAAACAUAGGCGCAAUGGUUUCAUCGAGUCAAGAGUUUUCAUAUGCAAUGUUUCUUUCGGAAAACAAAUCGAAACUCUGGAAAAAAGGUAUGAUUAAUAUAUCUAAAGUAUUUUAUUUUAUAUUUUAUUUAAUGUCUCAUGACAACCAAAUUCCUAAUUUAAUGAGCUCCAGGGAACCGAAUGCGCUUAGGUUUGUGUAAAAUUUUUCUUUGUAGGGACCACUAAUAAGGUAAGGGGCUUGGUAGACGCAACUGGCACGGCAAUGACGUUGGAAUAACGUUUACUUAAAGUUGAUUCAACGAAACGACGUUCAAUGUAACGUAUUUUUAACGUCAGAUGUAUGGUGGCAAUGUUCAAUAAGCUGCACACUUGCGUGUCUUAGCUUAGCUUCACAUAGCGAAGAUGCUAGACUGCUUCUGACUAACUAGCGUGUCGAGCCAAGCAUUGAAGCUCACGAGUGGAAUGAGUGCAGAGACUACUGAACAAAUUGCCGAGCCUCUUAGAAGAAAGCACAAUGAAUUUUAUAGAAAGCUGCGUAUGAAAUUGCUUAUGAGAAAAUAAUCAUCACAGAAUGUGAUGACGUGGUAGGUAUUCACGUGUUACAAUAGGCAUGGUGUAAGCGAAGCAGUUGUUUCCAUGCCCGUUAGCAAAGCUCUUGGUUGAUGUCCGUACUGCACCAACUCGUUGAUAUCUGGCACUCAAGCUGUUGAUGUUCUUUCAAAGUAUAUAAAUAUAUAUAAUAUAAUCUUAGAUAUAUUUGAAUAUUUUUUGCGCAUUCCUCGACAUGUAUCAACAAAGGGAAGUAUAAAGUGUGAAGUCGGUCGAAUUUACAUAGUUCGUCGCGCCAAAAUCAGAGUUCAAGUUGACGGACACUCUGAUAUUCGUAUAAAAUGUGACCUGCUGAUUAGUGAAUAAUUAAUUAGCUUGGGUCUUCAUUUAUUUGUUUUGUACAGCGCUGAAAAGUGCCGCUGCAGCAACGGUCUAAUCCAUUGCCUAACUGUUGCGUAGAUUGUUGCGUGUUUUAAUAAUAGAUGGUCACUUCAUCAUUAUUUUGGUUUAACCUCUCGCAUUAAUUAGCAGUAUUACAGUGCGCAUCUUAUCUAUCAAUCGAUAAAUAUUUUCAUAAAUAGUGAUAAUACCGAUUUAUAUUAAAGUUAGAAUUAAUACUUUUUUUGUUGUAAGCUGUUAUUGGUUGUAUAUGUUGUCAGAUUCUAAUAUUCGUAUACAAUAGCUAUUAAAUACAAUAUUUUAUCACUCCUUACUGUGCUACGAUGACUCGAUUUUUACGACCACGAUCCAACCUCUCAAUAAUUCCACGCAUAUACUACCUAUAAGAUUAUUCCUCUGUGAAUUACUCGCGAGAAAUUCAUGUCAAAUUCAUCAUUAAAUCGAGGAUUGCUAUUAAUUAUUGAGUUCAAAUCUGAAUUGGCGUGAUCGAAUUUAAUUCUUGCACAUUUGUUGGAGAGUAUGAAGUUCCUGAAGCUGUGAAAAUAAAGUGUUUUUGCCGCCUCAUGACUGCACAAAUUAUUCCAAUGAUGAACAUCUAAAAGACUGCGAGUCUCAAUAUUAUAUACGGUCUCAACAUUAAAAUAUUGAGACUGCCUAUAUACGGUCUCAACAUUAAAAUAUUGAGACUGCCUAUAUACGGUCUCAUCACUAGAAUAUUGAGACUGCCUAUAUACGGUCUCAACAUUAAAACUUGCCAAAGAUAAUCGUAUUCGCUCUCUCACGAUAUAAUGUUACUGAUAAUAAUACUUCAACAUCCAGAUUCUUCACAAAAAAAAUUUUCAUUAUCGGAAAGUGUUUACAAUUUUCAUUUUGAACUGUCAUUUCCAACUUUAUCCAAAUUAAGUGAUUUUAUAUUCAUUGCAUUUCAUUCAAGACACAUUUUUCUCAUAUCUAUACUUUUUUAUUCUUCUCAUUCUUUCUCAAUAAAACAUCGAGAAAAGUAUCACUGUACUUAUAGACUCUUUCCUCGAUAUACGAUAUAACCCUGGAGCUGACCGCCUUAGUUAAACUUUAAAUAACUUUGACUCUUAUCAGCAUGUUUGUAUUGGCAUGUCAAUCAUGAAUAAGUCUGUGUUAUCGUCGAAAUUUAUUAAUUAAAGUUCAUACAUUUUCAUACAGGAUUGUGAGUUUUUAAUUUUGGCUCAUAUUAUGUGUAACUAUUAGUUUAUGAUCGAAAUGUUUUUUCCACAGAGUUUCGUUCGAGUUUAACGCAUUUUGAUUUUCAUGUGUUACAUCACCAGUAGGGUGGAUGACUAAUUACAAGCUAGACCCAUUAUCUCGUAUCGCUGACUUAUUCAGCUUUACCGCAAGGACCAAUGCAAAAACAAUAAAAGCAUAAUAAAUUAACAAUAUAUAAACAAGUUAGAAGACUAACUUGACCUAACUGAGUUACCUGUCUUGCACCACUUUCUACGUUGUUCACUAACAGCUUUUAUCAGAACUUCAUUGCAGCAAAAGCAGCUACCAUUAUCAGCUCUGAGUCACCAGCAUCAUUAAGUGUCUCUACUCUCGUCGCUUGUAAUGCGUUGUUUUUUUUCGAAUUUAUAUCCACCGAGGUAUAAGAGAAUUAUUGUUCCCUUAUUCUAAAAAAAUUACCCUUAAUUGAAAACUUCAAAAUUUUAUUAGAAA
Messenger RNA from Hyalella azteca, 11223 nucleotides. RefSeq names its product low-density lipoprotein receptor-related protein 4. The transcript has 35 exons. The record is from RefSeq and is a predicted model, not a curated record. NCBI's taxonomy places the organism in Eukaryota, Metazoa, Arthropoda, Malacostraca, Amphipoda, Hyalellidae. Bases 77 to 5722 code for a protein of 1881 amino acids. Gene Ontology annotation, molecular function: calcium ion binding; protein binding.